Dissoconium aciculare CBS 342.82 is the source of this 1929-nucleotide messenger RNA. RefSeq lists its product as uncharacterized. Gene Ontology annotation, molecular function: ribosome binding; protein binding; 7S RNA binding. Lineage: Eukaryota; Fungi; Ascomycota; Dothideomycetes; Mycosphaerellales; Dissoconiaceae. Bases 1 to 1929 code for a protein of 642 amino acids. The record is from RefSeq and is a predicted model, not a curated record. Gene Ontology annotation, biological process: SRP-dependent cotranslational protein targeting to membrane. Gene Ontology annotation, cellular component: signal recognition particle, endoplasmic reticulum targeting. The transcript has 2 exons.
AUGGCCGCCUUGGUCUCGUCACUAGCUUCACUCCUCAAGCAGACUCACAUCGAGGACGAUGAGGAGGUCCUUCGUGCUGCCAAUGCUGCGCUCAAGCAAUCUAAGAAUGACGUGGACACUCAGCAUGUCAAGGUGGUUGCCCUGCUGAAGCUUGACCGUUUUGACGAUGCCCUUCACGCGCUGAAUGCUGGAGGCGAUGCACUCAAGGCUCGCGCGAGCGCAGAGCAUGCCUACGUGCUUUACAAGACCGGCCAGCCCGCUGCUGCGGCUCAAAUCGCACAUGAAAGAUCCGAGCGCGCAUACCGACAUAUCGAAGCGCAAGCAUCGUAUCGAGACGAGGACUUUCCUCGCGCGGCCGAAAUCUACAGAGAGCUCUCCUCGAAUAUUGGCGAAGAUGCAGCGGCAGAUUUGAGGGUCAACUUGGGGGCGGUGGAGGCACAACUAGAAUGGUCAGGACAGGGACACACUGUGCAGAAGAAGAAGCCGAGCCGGGACGAUUUAGAGGCCUUUGAGACAGCGUACAAUGCUGCGUGUGGGAGCAUUGCGCGUGGCGAGUUGCCACAAGGAGAGAUCCUCUUGAAGCGAUCAAGGACCCUUUGCGAGUCGCUAGAGGACUUGAGCGAGGAAGAAAAGCGCGCAGAAUUGCUUCCAAUUACGAUACAGCAGAUAUACGUUCUAGCACGACUCGGCCGAGACAGGGAAGCAGAGGAAUUGGCACGACACCUCGACGUUGUAUCCUCGUCUGGUUCGAGCACGCAGCACAUCGCCCGAGUAAACGAGUUUGCGGUAUCACAGUCCUCGAACAAUCCAUUUCUGUCACAGAGACUGCUGGACCAAAGCCUAGCACCUUCAGGGACCGACCAGCCUUUCCAAUUUCAGGAAUCCGCCUUGAGACAAAACAAAUUUGCCUCGGAUCUACAAUCGCUCAAGUACGAAGGUACAGCCGAGUCCACCCGGGUGGCAUUGUCGAAAGCGACUCUCCCAAGCACAGAUGCUUUCUACACGUCAAUGGGAGUGGUUAAUGCAGCAGCUCAUGCUCGGAACCAAACCGGAAAAGAGGCACUGAAGUCUAUCCUGCCAGUGCUAGAGCGACGACCGAAUGAUGUCGGCCUGGUAUUGACAGUCGUGCAGCUUUACGUACUCACGGGAAACCCGGGCGCAGCGACUGCAUUGCUGGAAACCUUCCUUGCUCGACUCGAGCAAACGGCCGAACAUCACGAUGCUCGCUUCGCACCAGGACUUGUGGGCACACUCGUCAGCCUCUAUCGCAACCAGGGACGGAAGACACCACUCUGUGGUGAGCUCGCGAAAGCGGCUUCAUACUGGCGACGGAAAUCAAAAGCUCAAAGUCCUGGUCUCACGUACCUCUACAAAGCUGCUGGUAGCGCUCUUCUCGACUCAAGCGAGAAGGAGCACCAGCAGCUAGCCCGAGAGAUAUUCGCCCACUUACACGACCAGGACCCGAACGACCGCUAUGCUGCUGCCGGCCUCCUCGCCUCAUCUCCGGAACAGGCCUCUCCCGAACAACUUGCAUCCCUCACCCCGACCGAACGCCUCCUCUCUCACAUCGACGCAGAAGCGCUCGAGGAUGCCGGCGUCGCAUCACUUCCAUCUUCACUCUCUUCCGCCAAGACUUCCGUGUCCACCAAGAAGCGCUCUGCAGAUGACAACAAAGGUUCUCAACCAAAGAAGCUUCGCAAGUCGCGUAUCCCCAAGGACUACGAUCCAAGUAAGACGCCGGAUCCCGAGAGAUGGCUCCCGCUCCGCGACCGCUCCACCUAUCGGCCCAAGGGUAAGAAGGGCAAGGCUCGCCAGGCACUGCUCAGUCAAGGCGCCGUCAGCACCGCUGUGGAGUCCGAUGGCGGCAGCCGGCCUGCGACGCCACGACCGGAUGUUAAGAAGAAAAAGGGCAAAGGUGGAAAGUGGUAG